AUGGGUAAACAUCAGGAUCUCCUUAGCAGGAGCGAUAUAAUCGCGCUUAUCAUCGGUGCCAUAACGAUUGCUAUCAACCUUAUCGCCAUAAACCACCUCUGCCGGUGCUACCACAGACGGAAACUGCAUGAACAGGCAGUAUCGAAUAACGCAAAUUGUAACGGCACCAUGACAUAUACUACAACGUCCGCACCCCCUGUACCGAACAUCUCUACCAACGACCAUCGAGAAUCACACCCACGCCCACACAGAGUUGAUAUCGAGAGCGGACUAGGCAGCAGCAGGCAAAACGCAAACCAUACACUUGUAUCCACCGCCCCAAAUAUGCAGGCCGUCUUCGCAGGUGCUCCGAACAUCCAGCUCGUCAUUCCACCCCUCCCGCAACGACCGCCGCCGGUGCAGCGGAAGUUGGAAGGUGAGGGUAGCAGGCGACAUGGAUUAUCACUCCACGAUAACCAUAGGGCUCCGUCUGUUGAGAGAGACCGAAGGGCUGUUUAUGCUGAGCAGUAG
This is a messenger RNA of Morchella sextelata, 510 nucleotides long. RefSeq lists its product as uncharacterized. The coding region runs from base 1 to 510 and encodes 169 amino acids. The transcript has 2 exons. The record is from RefSeq and is a predicted model, not a curated record. Lineage: Eukaryota; Fungi; Ascomycota; Pezizomycetes; Pezizales; Morchellaceae.